UCUGUCUUGCAGUAGGUAAUGCAAAGCCUAUAGCUAAGCUUGUCUUGACCAUGACCUGACCCUAGUUCUUUACCAUCUCCUGCCUGUACUCUUGACCAGGCAGAGUGUUCAGGAGGGGAGGCGGCGCUGGUGGUGGCAUGCGUAUGGGCAGCAGCUGGAGGUGGCAGCUCUCCCGAGCUAUGCGACUUGCGCUGCGCUGGUGCCGGCUGUGCCGCCUGCAGACAUUAGGCAGAAACGGGGGGAGCAAACUGUGGAUCAGCACCAGGUGGUUGGAGCUGUGGGAGUACAGCAAGCUGCUGCUGCGCUCGUUAUAUCACAACAGCCUCACCAACUCCGACACUCUGCUGGACUGUGCUUUUGAGCCUGUUUACUGGAUCGUGGACAAUGUGACCCGCUGGUUUGGAGUGGUGUUUGUCACACUAGUUGUCCUGCUGACGUCCUCGGUUUUGGUCAUCGUCUACCUGUUUGUCCUACCCACAAUCCUCAGCUCUUACUCCGUGUACUGGUCCACCUGGCACCUCUGCUGCGGACACUGGCUUCUCAUCAUGGUGGUCUUCCAUUACUACAAGGCUGUCACCACCUCCCCAGGACACCCACCCAAGGACAAACUUAAUAUCCCAUCAGUUUCCAUCUGUAAGAAAUGUAUCACCCCAAAACCACCGAGGACGCACCACUGUAGCAUCUGCAAUGUGUGUGUUCUGAAGAUGGAUCACCACUGUCCCUGGCUGAACAACUGUGUGGGCCACUUAAACCACCGCUACUUCUUCUCUUUCUGCCUCUACAUGACGCUGGGCUGCAUCUACUGCAGCAUCAGCAGCAGGAACUUGUUUGUGGAGGCUUACAAUGCCGUAGAGACGUAUUAUCAGACUCCUGCUCCGGACUACAGCUUCAGAGAAAGCACUGCUCAUAAGAGUAUCAUCUUCCUCUGGGUACUGACCAGCUCGGUUGCAGUAGCUCUGGGAGGACUCACGCUGUGGCACGCCACACUCAUCAGCAGAGGAGAGACCAGCGUGGAGCGCCACAUCAACCGCAAAGAGGCCAACAGACUGAAGGAGAAGGGCAGGGUGUUCAGAAAUCCGUACCAUCAUGGAAGAAUAUGCAACUGGAAGUUGUUGUUUGGUGUGGAAACCAGGAGUCAGUGGUUCACACGGGUCCUCAUACCAUCCAGCCAUCCUCCCAUUGGAGACGGCAUCAUGUGGGACUGCAAUUUCACCAGGACGGACCCCAUGGCCAUCUGACUUAGCCGUUCAGUUGUUUAGAAAAAAAAACCCUAAAAAAAAAGUCCACUAAGGCAGCAAUGGGUCUCAUCUCUGAACUGGUGUUUCUGCAGCCAUCUGACAGGCACAAUAAGCCGUCACAAAAAUCAGAAGCAUUUUGUUGUUUGCACUCAAAGUUGGAGCCACAUGGAAGCUAUAAGUAAUUAAACCACCUCGGAUCAGACAAUUCCCAGACACUCGGUCUAAUCUGCUGUAGAGUGAACUGCGGCUGCUGGUCGGCGUCUGGACUUUUCUCCCAGUCAUUACUGAAGACAAACGGGAGACGUUUGGCAUCUUUUGCUAAGAUUUUUAAAAAAGAUGACUGUGCAGUGUCUGCAUAUUGAAAGUGCUAAUUGUUAUAGCACAUUGUGUAAAAAUACUAAAAAUUUCUGGGUGCCAUCUUAUUCUGUUGAUAUUAAAGCUGACAAAGCUGCGUUCAUUUCCACUUUAUAUCAUCUUCUUUAACCAGAAAUGAUUUUAAACUGUCAUAUUUCACUUCAUUUCUGCUGUAGAGGAGUUUACGUGGAUGGAAAUGUCUUGUCAGAGGUCUCUUUUGUUCAGUGAUGUAACACGUAUAAUUGAUGACGUAGAUCUAUUAAACCUCAGGCCUCUCGGAUUCUAGGCAGUCAUAAAUCUGAGGCUACAUCCUCUCUGCUCAUUUAAAGUCCAUUAAAACUGUUGAGUUUUGUACUGUCAGUGGAACCAAGUGAAAACUGUGUUUUUGUUUUGUUUUUUUGCAGCAAGUUUCCUGUGACUAAAUAAUUUUGUUUACAGUUGCAUGUUUGGAUCUACAGUAGUGUUGUGGUGUGUUUUAAGUGUGUGAGCUGGUCUGAUUGAUGUUCUGGUGCCAAAGAGUUAAAAAAAAGGCUUUUGACCUAAGUGACGUGAUUCUUUUGGGUUUUCCACAAUUUAGG
This is a messenger RNA of Melanotaenia boesemani (Boeseman's rainbowfish), 2170 nucleotides long. RefSeq names its product zinc finger DHHC-type palmitoyltransferase 16b (gene zdhhc16b). Gene Ontology annotation, cellular component: Golgi apparatus. The record is from RefSeq and is a predicted model, not a curated record. The transcript has 10 exons. Gene Ontology annotation, biological process: protein palmitoylation. Bases 138 to 1238 code for a protein of 366 amino acids. Lineage: Eukaryota; Metazoa; Chordata; Actinopteri; Atheriniformes; Melanotaeniidae. Gene Ontology annotation, molecular function: palmitoyltransferase activity.